Daphnia carinata is the source of this 3044-nucleotide messenger RNA. Its product is annotated as beta-alanyl-bioamine nonribosomal peptide synthetase ebony-like. Bases 71 to 2716 code for a protein of 881 amino acids. NCBI's taxonomy places the organism in Eukaryota, Metazoa, Arthropoda, Branchiopoda, Diplostraca, Daphniidae. The transcript has 13 exons. The record is from RefSeq and is a predicted model, not a curated record.
GCAAGACCGCAGUCGUCGUGCAUCUCUCUGCAGGUGCGGUGUUUUUCAAAAUCUACAGCAUCGCCAAGUCAUGAUGGAAGGUAUGGAAGCGGAUGGCAACAACAAAUCGGUGCUGGCCGGAUGCGAAUACGAACUUUGCCAGCCCUUUGGCAUUGCUCAAGUGUGGCAGCGCUUGCUAACGACGACCGAGUUGUCCACUGACACUAUCCAAGAUCGUCCAGCGCUCAUACUUUCAGUCUGUCGGAACCAACUGCCCAUCACAUUCGGCCAGCUGGAACAAAGAGCUACGGCGUUGGCUCAAAAAUUGUGGACCAUCAGCCCAGUUGACAGGAGAACUUGUCAAGACGAUUGGAUUAUCGCCGUCUGUUUACCACCAAGCACCGAGUUGAUUGUUUCACUUCUGGCCAUCUUCAAGCUCGGUGCCGCUUACCUUCCAUUUGAUCCUGCUUUUCCAUCAAACAGAGUGGCACACAUCCUCGACGACGCUAAGCCCGCGUUGCUCAUCUCUUCCACUGCUGUACUAAACGAGGUUCAUUUUAGUAAUCUCUUUCAAGAUUUGUCCGUUUAUCGUUACGAUCGCGAUGAACACAACGAACAGCAAUGUCAACAACUUGAUUUACCAGCAAGACGCCAGGAUUUGGCCGUGGUGUUGUACACAUCCGGUAGCACUGGAACGCCGAAAGGAGUCCGACUGACCCAUCGAAAUAUAUAUUAUCGCUUGAAUUGGCAGUGGCGUAACUUUCCUUUCCUAUCGAGAGAAGUUUGCUGUUUUAAAACAGCCCUAACUUUCGUCGAUUCGAUCGCUGAGAUAUGGGCGCCGUUGCUCAAAGGUGUGCCAGUCGUCAUUGUUCCAAAGAUUAUCACUCAGAAUCCUGAGGUCUUUGUCACAACCCUUGAAUCCCAUUGUGUAACACGGCUCGUGUUAGUUCCUUCACUUCUGUCCGCUAUUCUUGAUUACCUUGGGAGGGACAAUAAAUCAGCAAAACCUCCCCUGCAACAGCUGCGGCUUUGGGUCUGUUCGGGGGAAGUGUUGCCACCCCAGCUACUUCGCCAAUUCUUUCAACUAUUGAACGGCCCAGUUUGCAACUUCUACGGCAGUACAGAGGUGAUGGGGGACGUGACCAGCGUCACGUUUCGCAACGAAGAAGAUGUGGACAGUUUAACGGUCGACAAUCGGAUCCCACUAGGAUCAGCAUUGGAUAAUUGUGCUAUUUACAUCCUCAAUCCAUUUGGAGAACCAGUGGAAAGCGGCCAGAUUGGCGAAGUAUUUGUUUCGGGUGCGCACGUAGCUGAUGGCUACAUCAAUGGAACCAAGACGGUCAACACAACAUCGUUUAUCGCCAACUCCACCGAAGAGAGGAAAGGAUAUGAAAUAAUGUACCGGACGGGUGACUAUGGUCGGAUUGUCAACGGUCAACUUUAUUACGAGGGUCGGGCAGACUCGCAAAUAAAGGUCCGCGGACAUCGAGUAGAUCUCACGGAGAUCAAUGCUGCCGUCCUUCAGUUGGAACAAGUGAUCAAGGGUGUUGUCCUGUGCUACAAACCUGGACAGCCAGAACAGGAAAUCAUCGCGUUUGUUGUGACAAACACGAAUCCUUUGUCGAUUCAUCAAUGUUUAAAGAAAAAACUGGUCUCCUACGCCAUGCCGAGGGUUGUCGUCGUUGGUGAAAUCCCUCUACUAGUCAACGGCAAGAUCGAUCGACAACUCUUACUCAGAGACUACGCCAAGAAUUUCAAAAGUAAGCCUAUCAUUUGCAGGUGGAAUGAGAAUGAGCUGAACCGGUUGGAUGAAAGAGAACGAAACGUAGCCAGUGCCCUUUUAAAAACAGUUUUGUCUGUACUGGGCGGAUCGCUUCACAAACCAUUGGCCUUAACGGACAACUACUUCUACGUCGGUGGAAAUUCUCUUAACGCUGUUACAGUCGUUACGAAACUCAGAGAUCAAGGAUUCUAUCUAGACCUCGUUGAUUUCCUCGAGGCCGAUAAUCUCCACCAGGUUGUCAUAAAGAUGGAAGCUUCAUCCAAAUGCCGGGAAUUUUCGCCAACUUGCGGGAAGCAGCCACAGCAGCAGCCUGUCAACGACUACAAGAUUGAAAUGUUAAAUCCAUUCGUCAAAGAGGAAGUCAAACGCAUCACGUGUGAAUGUUUUUCACAAAAGGGGGAUCUGGAAUUACUAACCGGCGUCAAAUACGAAGACUACGAGCCUCUCCUUGACGACGUCUGGGACCAUUUUUUGGAUGCAAACCUAAGUUUUACAGUUAAAAACCUCCAAGGACAGACAGUUGCUUGUGGAAUGAAUUGUGACGCGUACGACGUACCCAAGCUCAAUCCUAGGGCAAAGGCGUUGGACUAUGUUUUCGAAGUGCUUGAGCACGCCAAAGGUCCCGCUAGGGAGGCUCUGGUGAAUGGAAAAAAGGGCCACGUUCUACAAAAUUUUCUGGUCGUCACUGACAGCGCCCUGCUCACUCCGGCCGAGAAUGUGGCGCUGGUUCAAUGCGUCGAAAGAGAAACCUUGGCGCUCGCCAAGUCCAACGGUUUCCAAUGCAUCUUUACCUCCAAUUCGAGUCCCCUAACGCAACAAAUUUGUAACGACGUUUUGGACUAUGAAAUCCUUGGGGAGUACCAAGUGAACCAAUUUGUAGCGUCGGACGAGACGAAGCCCUUCUCCCACGCACCGGAUUCUCAAUUAAUCACAAUUGGGGUCAAAUAUCUUUGACAUGAUUAGUUGAUUUAUAGCAACAAAUGGAACUCUGAAAAGAAGAGACCAACUAUAUACGUACAACCACAUAUCUGGAACACCAUCGUACCUGCCAACGCAAUCGCGGAAAUCCAUCUACAAAGUCGAAAAAGUCUUAAUUGUUUUCAAAUAACAUCUGACAUUUAUUGGGACAGAAUAAUGCAAAAGACGAGAUAAUGCAUCAUUUGAUGUCUGAUCGCAAUCAAUCGCGUCAAACUGGCGCAAUUAACAUAUUCUAUUUGAUUACUAUGUACUUAAUUUCAUUUAGAAUGCUACAAAGAAUUAUAAUAUACCACAGUAUUACCAA